AUGAGGUCCCCGGGGAGCGUCACGGACAUCACGGGCCCCAUCAUCCUGCAGACGUACCGUGCCAUCGCUGACUUCGAGAAGAGCUCGGGCUCCCAGAUGGCUCUGGCCACGGGCGACGUGGUGGACGUCGUGGAGAAGAGCGAGAGUGGCUGGUGGUUCUGCCAAACGAAGACAAAGCGAGGUUGGGUCCCCGCAUCCUACUUGGAGCCCCUGGACAGUCCUGAUGAGGCAGAGGACCCCGAGCCCAACUAUGAAGGUGAGCCCUACGUCACCAUCAAAGCCUACACUGCCCAGAUGGAGGACGAAGUGUCCCUGCAGGAGGGCGAAACCAUCGAUGUCAUUCACAAGCUGCUGGAUGGCUGGUGGGUCGUCAGGAAAGGCGACGUCACAGGCUACUUUCCAUCCAUGUACCUACAGAAGUCUGGGCAGGAUGCAGCCCAGGCCCAACGCCAGAUCAAGAGCCGAGGGGCGCCGCCCCGGAGGUCGUCCAUCCGCAACGCACACAGCAUCCACCAGCGGUCGCGGAAGCGCCUCAGCCAGGACACCUAUCGGCGCAACAGUGUCCGUUUUUUGCAGCAGCGCCGCCGCCCGGCGCGGCCCGAGCCGCAGCGCUCAGGUAGCCCUGGACUUAGUGCCUGCCGCGGCCGCGGGUGGGGUGGGGCGUGCCCGGGGCGGGGCCUGGAGGCGGGGCGAGGCCUGGAGGCGGGGCCAGGCGCGGCCAGGGCCGCAGAGCGCUGGGAGCCGGCGGCUUGA
Molecule: messenger RNA, 753 nt
Organism: Puma concolor (puma)
Lineage: Eukaryota; Metazoa; Chordata; Mammalia; Carnivora; Felidae
Source: RefSeq, a predicted model, not a curated record